AUGACAGCCGGCUCUGAUAGAUCCUCGCGGAUCCUUGUGACUGGGGGCGCUGGCUUCCUCGGCAGCUAUUUGGUGAAGUCGCUACUAAGUACCGGCCACGAAGUCGUCGUACUUGACAACGGCUGUUUGAAGAAUCUGGAAGAAGUCAACUCGAAUCCGCGGCUCGAGAUCAUCCAAGCGAGCGUCACCUCCCCCUUCCCCUCGCACAUCCAAGCCUCACGCAUCUACCACCUCGCCUGCCACGCCAGCCCAAAACAAUUCGGCCUCAGACCCCUCGAGAUCCUCGAAACAUGCUACGUCGGGACCAAGAACGCCCUCGAAGCAGCCCGCAAAUGGAACGCUCGCAUCCUCCUCGCAAGCACGUCAGAAGUCUACGGCAACCCCCAGGUCUGUCCCCAACCGGAGACGUACAAUGGCAAUGUGAAUUGCUUUGGUCCCAGAGCAUGCUACGACGAGGGCAAGAGAGUUGCGGAAGCGCUGGCGUAUGCUCAUCGUGAGCAAUCUGGCGUGGAUGUGAGGAUAGCGAGGAUCUUCAAUGUGUACGGGCCUGGCAUGCCUGCGAGCGAUGGACGAGUCGUGUGCAGUUUCGUCGAUGCUGCGAUCAGUUCCAGGGAUUUGGUCAUCACGGGGAGCGGCGCUGCGAGUCGAUGCUUCCAGUAUGUGGACGAUUGUGUGGCGGGCGUACGAUUACUCAUGGAGAGUGCCUGGUCUCAAGGGCCUAUGAAUAUUGGAUCUGAGACCGAGACAACCAUGGCGGAGUUGGCUGAAAUCGUGCUGCAAAGGGUAGCAGCUCAGAGACACGGCCGAAGAUCGAAAAUCGUUUACGAUGGAGCAGUGAAGGAUGAUCCGCAACGCAGAAGGCCAGACUGCAGUCUUGCGAAACGAGUGCUAGGAUGGGAACCGUGUGUAUCCUUGGAAGACGGCACUGAUCGAACAGUUGCGUGGUUUCUCGCCUCUGAUGAAAACGAUAGGUGA
This is a messenger RNA of Zasmidium cellare ATCC 36951, 975 nucleotides long. RefSeq lists its product as uncharacterized. Gene Ontology annotation, cellular component: cytoplasm. Gene Ontology annotation, molecular function: NAD+ binding; UDP-glucuronate decarboxylase activity. The record is from RefSeq and is a predicted model, not a curated record. Lineage: Eukaryota; Fungi; Ascomycota; Dothideomycetes; Mycosphaerellales; Mycosphaerellaceae. The coding region runs from base 1 to 975 and encodes 324 amino acids. The transcript is spliced from 3 exons. Gene Ontology annotation, biological process: D-xylose metabolic process.